AUGACUUCCGUUCCUCAAACUUCUCAAAACCAAAGCCAGGCCUCAAACACCAACAGCGCGUCGCAAUCGACCCAGUCGUACGCUUCUACCGCAAAGAAGGCAGUCUCGUCGCCACCUAUCGCGACGAGCUCCUCGACUCCCUCACCCGCCGUGGCUGUCGGAGGUUCUGCGCCGGUACAGCAACAUGGAAAAUCAUCCUCUAUCUCACCGGUGAACGGUAGAGCUUCGAUUCCUCCCGCUGUACCGGCUGUUUCUGCACCUGCUAUUGCCCAUAGUAGCUCUGCAAUUAAUGGUGGUUCGACUGACCACAGCCGUAAGAGUUCGGUUACAAUCAGCGCAAAUGGCCCCGCAGGUUAUGUUCCUAAUGGAGGUCCAGUAGGUGGUUCAAGAGGUGGCAUUCAGUUUGGAUCAGUUAUGGAUUCUCCUGCUGCUACUCACAGUAUCCCACAGAUCUCUCAACCGGCUUCAGCACCAAUUCCUAUUCCAGGAAACAACCCAAGAGUAAUUUCGCCCGCCAAUUCACCAUCUCCUAUCCCUCAACCAGCUGCAAGUGGUGGAAGACCUCCUUCCGGAAUCCAGCAAGGAAACAUGACUUUUGGUAGUUUGGGUAACGAUGGUGACCGACACAUGAGACAAGCAUCCUCUCAAGGACCCCUAGCACCUAACACUCAGGCAGGUGGUCACCUUCGUCGUGAAUCAUCUCAUUCGGCACAAAGUGACAACAAUCAAGGUCCCGGAGCAGGCCGUGGAGGAUAUCAACAAGGUGGUGGACGUGGUCGUGGCGGAUUUAAUCAACAAUACUCGGGUCAUUCUGGUUUUCCCCCCCAAAGUCAACCUCAAUUCAGAGGCAACCAAAAUGCGGGACGUGGUGGCAUGCCUCCUUUCCAAAAUCAAGGCCGCCCACAAUAUCAGAAUUCCCCCCACCAAGCUGCACGAAGCCCGGCCCUUUCCAACUCGAUUCCCAAUACACCAAACAUGAACCAGGCCAUGCCCAUGCAAAGCCCACAACAAUUCAACGCUCAUGCUGCGUACUACCAGCCGUCUCAUAUGGGAGGUCCUCCAGUACAAUCACCCUACCAAUACCCGGUAAACCAAUGCCCUUCUUAUUCCAGCAAUUCUCUCCCCUUUCAAUCUUUCAAUCGUGGUGGUAGAGGCAAGAAGUGGUUUGAUAAGUCUUCAACCCAUUACCGAAAGCCUUCAACAGAACUUUUCGGUCACAACCUCACCUGCAAUGAAGAGCCAUCUUUACGUGGGAGUAACGGUCAAGGUAUUGCCAAAAAUAGAAAAGAGUCCAUCCAGUUGGAGCACCAGGAGAAUGGCUGUCCUGUUUCCAACCAACAGUCGAAUUUGCCAUCACCUCCAGCCAAGGAUUCAGUUAUCCCGAAGAAGCGUGCAGAUCUAAAUUCUACGGACCCAAGCCUCCCCCCUCUCCCUUCUGCUACUCCCUAUUUCCAUGUUUCUUCUGAUGUUUCAAAUAUUGAUUUUUCGCCAGCUUCUGGCAAUUUUGACAAAUUUCUAACAGAUACACAGACUCACAAUGCAUAUGCUCAACCUUAUCCCGGCAUGAUGCCAAUGGGUGGUCCCCCAUCUUUCCAGUAUCCUCAAGUGGGUUACAUGCAUCCCGUUCCACCCCAAUCACCACAGCCAGGUUACCAGCAACCCUAUAUUGCAGGUCAAUAUGCACAACAGGCACAACCUAUGUCUCGCAAUUCUUCCCAGAUGUCCGAACAUCGACCAGCUUCGAGCAUGGGCCAGACACAAACUCCUUCGAUGACUCCUUCCACUUCACUUACACCGCAGCCAAAGCCUGCAACUCAAGCUUCCGCAUUCUCGAGACCAGCUCGCAAGAGUGCAGCUAUCGUCAUCAAGAGACCUGAUGGCGACGUGUUGAAUGUUGAAGCAAUCAAAGCACCUGCUUCUCCAGCUCCUAGUAACAGAACUAGAACACCACCUGUCAUAGCUUCUUCCACCCCAACACCCCCACCGAAGUCUGCUACUCCUCAACAUGCUCGAGCUGAUAGCUUAGCUACAAAGUCUGCUGAAGAAAUUCGUCAAGAGAUGCAAGAGAAAGUCAAGAAAAUGGCAGCAGGUGGCGAUAAGAUCGAUGAGGCCAAGAACGAGGAGGCCACAAAGGCCGCUGAAGCCGCGGCCGCUGCUGAAGCCAAAUUGAAGGAAGAAGAGAAAGCCAAGGAGUUGGCAAAGGCCGCGGAGGAGGCUAAAGCUAAGGAAGAGGCAGACGCUAAAGCUGCCGCCGAGAAGGCUAAGAAGGAAGCAGAAGAAGAACUUGAUCGACAGAUUGCCGAGAUGGAGGCCCUUGAAGCUGAAAGAGAGAAGAAGGAACAAGAGAUACUCGCCAAGCGCGCUGCCGACAAAGCAAAGGAGGAUGCUGAAAAAGCCGAACGUGAGAAGGUCAAUGCGGCGGAGAAUGACCGCAAACUCAGGGAGCAGGAGCGUGAGAUGGAACGUCUCGAAGAUGAGCGUGAGAAGAAAAGAGCAGAGGCGGAAGCAAAGGCUAAAGGUGGUGAUUCUAAGAAGGAUGAGGAGACUCCCGAUACUCUCGCCACCAAACUAUCAAAGGCUACCCUCGAAACCGACAGUGGUGCAUCGACUCCCACUUCCGACGACUCCAUGGGGCCGCCUCCUAAGUCAUUUGCUGCCGAGAAGCGGGGCAAACCUGCUGCACUCAACCUAGCACCUCUCAAUACGAAGCCUGUUGAACCACCUCAACCUAGCGCAGCUCUUCAGUCACUUAAGUCUGCUCGCUUCUUGGCCGUGCUUGAUUCCUCCAUCUAUCCAGCCAACAUUAAUUCACCAAACCCUGCUUUGAACUCUGCCGUUAAUGCCAAGGGCAAGACUUUCAAGUAUGAUAAAGAGUUCUUGCUCCAAUUCCAGAAGGUAUUCACCGAGAAGCCUUCUAUGGAAUUCGAGUCUCAAAUCAAGGCUCUUAUUGGAGAUGACCCAAGCUCUGCCAGACCCGGUGGAUCACAGAGAACACCUGGUGGCAUGGGUUCCAGAGGAUCAAACCGUGGUGGUGGAAAUGCCGUUGGUCAAUUUACCAUGGGUCAAUUUGGUGCUCAAGGUGGAAAGACUCUCCCACCCGGAACCACAAGUGCCGAGCGUUUCGCUAUGUCUCAAGGCAAUAUGCCACGACCAGCACUCAACCCUAUGGCCUCAUUCCAGCGCCCUGGUGGAGCUUUCCCAGGUGGAAAUUCUAUGCAACGAACCAAUUCUACCAACUCUUCCAUGCCACAUUCCCCACGUCAAGCAAGCAGAUCCACUCGUGGUGGUAGCAAGCGUGAAGGCGGUUACCAAGGUAGUAAUGCUAAGCAGGAAGCCCAAGCAGCCGCAAAGAUGCCUCUUACAAGCGGCAUGGACAUUAAGCCUAUUCAAACUUCCUCUACUGGUUGGAAACCACGCAGUGUCGGUCAAACCCAAUCAGCUACCGGUGCUGCUGGACCUGCUCCUGGGGCCGUUCCAGGCGCUGGCCAUAUGGAUCCUGACAUGGUCCAAAGAAAGGUUAAGGCAGCUUUGAACAAGAUGACUCCCGAGAAGUUUGACAAGAUCGCAGACCAAAUCUUAGCUAUAGCUGCACAAUCUAGAGACGAAGCAGAUGGACGCACAUUGCGACAGGUCAUCCAACUUACUUUUGAGAAGGCAACUGACGAGGCACACUGGGCUUCCAUGUAUGCCAAGUUCUGCAAGCGCAUGCUGGAGACCAUGAGCCCUGAUAUCAAGGACGAGAGCAUCGUGGAUAAGAAUGGUAACAUCGUUUCUGGUGGUAACCUUUUCAGAAAGUACUUGCUCAAUAGAUGUCAAGAAGAGUUUGAAAGAGGUUGGAAGAUUGAUUUGCCGGAGAAACCGGAGGGCGAGCGUGAAGAUGCCAAGACCGAGGAAGCUGCUAUGCUCUCAGAUGAGUAUUAUAUCGCCGCAGCUGCUAAGAGACGUGGUCUUGGUCUUGUUCAAUUCAUUGGUGAGUUGUACAAGCUUAGCAUGCUUACAGAGCGUAUCAUGCAUGAGUGUGUCAAGAAACUCGUGGAUUACCAGGGUCUUCCCGACGAAGCUGAGAUUGAGUCUUUGACCAAACUCCUCAAGACCAUUGGUCUCAACCUCGACAGCACCGAGAAGGGUAGACCAUUGAUGGAUGUUUACUUCACUCGCAUUACUGCCAUGAUCGAAACACCUGAGUUGCCAAGUCGACUGAAGUUUAUGCUUAUGGAUAUCGUCGAUCUCCGUAAGAAGAGAUGGGCAUCAAAGGAAGCCAACAAGGGCCCCAAGACACUCGAAGAAGUUAGAGCAGAGGCCGAGGCUGCUGCUGCACAAAAGGCUGCCGAGAACUCCAGGAGUCAAAGAGGAGGUGGUGGUGGACGCUUGCCAAUGGGUCGUGGUGAUGGAAGAAAUUUCUCCGGUGGAUAUGGAAACCAACCUCCUCCCGAUUACCAGAAAAACACUGUUGGUAUGGAUGACCUUCGUCGUCUUACAAACAAAGGUGGUGCAAACCGCCAGGCUAGUCAACAGAUGUCAUUUGGACCCACGUCUAUGUUCAAUUCAAGAAGCAACAGUGGUCGAAAGAUGGGUCCAGGAGGUUCCUUGAGCAGAACAGGUGAAGAUUCAGGAGCUUCAUCAAGAACUGGGACACCCCCACAAGACAAGGAUAGGAAAUCAGCUACUUCCGCAAAUGCAUUUAGUCUACUUGCAGGAUUAGGAUCUGGCGAGACCGAGAAUCCGGCAUCUCCUCCUUCUACCCAUACUUCUCCAGUGUUGUCGAAAUCCACAGCAGCUUCUGACAAGAAGGAGGGUGAUGCUUGA
Sclerotinia sclerotiorum 1980 UF-70 is the source of this 4806-nucleotide messenger RNA. RefSeq lists its product as hypothetical. Bases 1 to 4806 code for a protein of 1601 amino acids. The transcript is spliced from 4 exons. NCBI's taxonomy places the organism in Eukaryota, Fungi, Ascomycota, Leotiomycetes, Helotiales, Sclerotiniaceae. The record is from RefSeq and is a predicted model, not a curated record. Gene Ontology annotation, molecular function: protein binding; translation initiation factor activity; mRNA binding. Gene Ontology annotation, cellular component: eukaryotic translation initiation factor 4F complex.